AUGAUUUUGCAAAGUUUGAACAUCAGUCUGGUUUUUACCAGUUAUGGACCUCCUGGUGCACUUAAUUAUGGAGUUUUUGUAAUCUCUCUUGCAGUAUAUCUUACAACUGUAUUUGCAAAUGUAAUAUUGAUGCUGGUGAUCUGCUUGGACACAUCUCUCCAUAAGCCCAUGUACAUAUUUUUAUUCAACCUGGCUAUUAACGGACUAAUCGGCUCCUCUGCUGUGCUUCCUAAAAUAAUGGAGAAUCUUAUCAAUGAUGCAAAAGAUAUACUAUAUACUGACUGUAUUCUGCAAGUAUUCUUUAUUAAUGUUUAUGGAACAUGUGCUUAUGCAAUACUGACACUUAUGGCAUAUGAUAGGUAUGUUUCAAUUUGCAAGCCUCUACAAUAUCACAAUAUCAUGACUCCAGCUAAAAUUAGACUUCUGCUUUUCAUUGUAUACUGUAUUCCUAUCUGCUCUCUAGCUGUACAGGUGUAUCUUACAUCAAGGCUGCCAGUGUGCAGGUAUACAAUAAACAAGUUGUUUUGUGACAAUUUGGCGGUUGUUAAUCUCUCCUGUGUCAAAAAUACCUGGGGAGACCUGUAUGGCAUAUGUCUGGUACUUAUUUUUGUUGUUCUACCUCUAAUCUUUGUCAUCUUAUCAUAUGUGCGGAUAUUAUUUGUCUCUUUGAAUGCAUCAGUAAGUGCGGAAAAGGCUCUAAAAACAUGCACACCACACUUGAUUACUUUUAUAAAUUUCUCACUGGCCUCCUUAUUUUCUGUGAUAUACAAUCGAUUUAAUUUCAGUCUUUCAAAAGAAGUUAAUGUCUUUAUGUCAAUUCAUUUUAUCCUCAUCCCUCCACUUCUGCAUCCACUUAUUUAUGGAAUUAGAACAAAGGAGAUCAGCAAUAGCAUCACAAAAAUAUUU
Messenger RNA from Puntigrus tetrazona (Sumatra barb), 906 nucleotides. It is a transcript of the gene or60a1, whose product is annotated as olfactory receptor 52H1. Gene Ontology annotation, molecular function: olfactory receptor activity; G protein-coupled receptor activity. Gene Ontology annotation, biological process: G protein-coupled receptor signaling pathway. NCBI's taxonomy places the organism in Eukaryota, Metazoa, Chordata, Actinopteri, Cypriniformes, Cyprinidae. The record is from RefSeq and is a predicted model, not a curated record. Gene Ontology annotation, cellular component: membrane.